Messenger RNA from Miscanthus lutarioriparius, 2046 nucleotides. Lineage: Eukaryota; Viridiplantae; Streptophyta; Magnoliopsida; Poales; Poaceae. The record is from the annotation of a GenBank genome assembly.
AUGGCGUCGCGGUCGCGCGACGACGAGUCCGCGCAGCCACCGUCGAAGCGGCCCCGGCGAGAUGCCGAAGCGGAUGCGGACGCCGCGGAGCCAUCGCCGCGCGUGGUGCUCAACCCAGCGGACUGCGAUCUCGACUUUGAUGUCGGCGGGGGCGGUCUCCGGGGGAGCGCGCUGCACGAGGGCGCGUUCGCCUACUGCUGGUCCGGCGCGCGCGCGACGGUGGGCGCCAGGGGCGGCGGGCGGUACUGCUUCGGGUGCAAAAUCGUCGCCGAGCAACCCGUGGAGAUGGACCUCACGACCCCCGAGGAGCGCCACCUCUGCCGCAUUGGGGUCUCGAGAGGGGAUGAUCCCGUAGGGGCGCUCGGGGAGUCCCAGCACAGCUUCGGGUUCGGGGGCACGGGGAAGUUCUCCCACCAGCGCAGGUUCGUCAACUACGGCGUCAAGUUCGGGGUCGGGGACACGGUCGUCUGUGCCGUGGACCUCGAUUCCAAGCCCAUGGCGUCGAUCGGGUUUGCGAGGAACGGCGAAUGGCUUGGUAUCGCGAGGCAUUUUGACGCGGGUGAGAAAGGGCUUGGUCUGGUUGACGCUCCUCUGAGGCCGAUGCAAUGGAGAUCCGCACUCUUUCCCCAUGUCCUGCUGAAGAAUGUUGCCGUGGAGAUGCAGUUCGGCAGAGAGGAUGGGCUGCUGCCGGUUGAUGGUUAUGAACCCUGGGCCUCGGCUUUUACUCAUGGGAAUGCAGUAUUUGGCCCUUCGUUUGAGCAAAAUAAAUGUGAGGUCAUGAUGAUGGUUGGUCUUCCGGCCUCAGGCAAGUCAACAUGGGCAGAUAAUUGGGCCAAGGAGCAUCAGGAGAAACGUUUUAUCCUUCUCGGAACUAACCUUGCAUUGGAGCAAAUGAAGGUGCCAGGAUUGUUGCGUAAGAAUAACUAUGGCGAGCGCUUUGAUCGACUGAUGGAUUGUGCUACAUGGAUUUUCAACAAAUUGCUGACUAGGGCUGCAAACACCCCUCGCAACUUCAUUAUCGAUCAAACAAAUGUUUACAAGAAUGCACGUAUCCGCAAGCUGAGGCCAUUUGCUAACUACCACAAGACUGCUGUGGUCGUGUUCCCAACUCCAAGUGAACUGAAAUCCAGGGCAGCAAAGCGAUUCGAUGAGAUGGGAAAGGAAGUACCAGCUGAAGCAGUUAACGAAAUGACAGCCAAUUUUGUCCUACCACUCUCAAAGGACAUGCCUCAUUCGAAGGAGCCUUUUGACGAGGUAAUCUUCACAGAGCUUUCUAGGGAUGAGGCUCAGAGAACCCUAGAUGAAAUGCAGCGUGUGUUGCCGAGAAUUGUGACCCCAAGCUAUGGAAAUUCCAGCAAUCAAAAUCAUGCUAGUUCAACAUAUGCUGGGACUGCUGCUCCACUUGAUCCUAGUGCAAGGUCAUCAAUGCCAGGCUUUUACCCACCAAUGGCCAAUUCAUAUGGAGUUGGCACCAUACCUAGCAGUGCUGCUACUUUCAGCACAGGUGUGCAUACUGCAGGCAACACAACACAUGGACAGGCACCAUGCAGUGUUCGAAGUUUCCAGAGUCCAGCAGGAAACCAACAUGAAAUCCAUUCAGGCUAUCCAAGUGCUCCAAACCAAUAUCAGAUGCCCUUAAGCUACCUGAGUAACCCAAACCAAUAUGAAGUCCGUGCAAGCUACCAAAGUACACCACUUCCUGGAUAUGGACAGAGUACAUAUGGUUCCCAUAGGAACCCAAGCCCAUCCAAUCCUAAUCCUUACAAUACCGAGAUGCACCAAAGUAUUCAGGCUCCCAUGAGUAACAGGAACCUCUACCAGGCACCUGGGUCAGCAGAAGCCUGUAGGGCACCUGGCUAUGCAGCUGCAAAUCUGAUUGGGAGGCCACAUCACGUGUCAUCACCAUCAACUCUUCCAGCACAUGGUCAACAAGCUGCUGCUCAGUGGGUGCCAAAUCAAGGCAGUUCUUGCUCAUGGAGUUCUGACAGUUACAUGCCCUACUAUGGACAACAGUCUCAUGGUUGCAUGUCACUUGGUUUUGCCUGA